This is a messenger RNA of Lemur catta (Ring-tailed lemur), 3079 nucleotides long. RefSeq names its product triggering receptor expressed on myeloid cells like 2 (gene TREML2). Gene Ontology annotation, cellular component: cell surface. The transcript has 5 exons. Gene Ontology annotation, molecular function: signaling receptor activity. Lineage: Eukaryota; Metazoa; Chordata; Mammalia; Primates; Lemuridae. The coding region runs from base 191 to 1156 and encodes 321 amino acids. Gene Ontology annotation, biological process: T cell activation. The record is from RefSeq and is a predicted model, not a curated record.
AGGCUCCGCGGCCCCUGCGGUCGCCGGGCCAGUGGGUCCCACACCGCCUCACUUCCCUAAAUGGGCAACUUCACUUUUAGAACCCCAGGUCCUCCCCUGGCACACCCAGGUGGCCUGUCCUGUGCCAGCCUGGCCUGCCCGUGGAUCCCCGGGGUGCCUGGGCCCGUGACUGCCCCAGCCGGAGGGAGCCAUGGCCCCCGCGAUCCUGCUGCUGCUGUGGCUCCAGGGCUGCGUCUCAGGUCCCCCGGCAGAGAGUGCAUACACCAGAGUGAGGCUGCUUGAAGGGGAGACUCUCUCUGUGCAGUGCUCCUACAAGGGCUACAAGAACCGCGUGGAGGGCAAGGUUUGGUGCAAAAUCAGGAGGAAGCGGUGUGAGCCUGGGUUCACCCGGGCCUGGGUGAAGGGGCCCCGCUACUUGCUGCAGGACGAUGCCCAGGCCAAGUUGGUCAACAUCACCAUGGUGGCCCUCAAGCGCCAGGACUCGGGCCGGUACUGGUGCAUGCGCAACACCUCGGGGACCCUCUACCCCCUCGUGGGCAUCCAGCUGGAAGUUUCUCCAGCCCUCGCAGCUGAGAGGAGCACUCCCCUCACACAUCUGGCCGACGUCUUCAAGAGUGGAAUUGGCACAACAGUCCAAGUCCCUUCUUCAGGCCCUGAUGUGCCUUUCACCACUAGCAGGACGGUGUUCACCCCUGGGAUCCUCACCUUGGCCAGACUCGUACCCUCCUCGAGACCCACCUCCAUAACAGGCUACAGCUUCACAGGUACCAUGACCACCACGGCGUCCAGGAGGACUACAGGGGCCCAGACAGUGACUGCAUCUCCCAGCAAUGCCGGAGCCUCCUCUGCAGGCCCAGAAUCCAUCUCCCCCGAGUCUGGGCACCUCGGCACCAGAGUGCCGGUGACAGGCAUGUGCCACACCAGCAGAUCUCUCAACAAAUUUCCCUCCAUCAGGCACCAGGAUUUUUACCCCACUGUGCUCGUGAUGGGGCUGACCUUCCUCCUGGUGCCCAUGAUGUUGAUCGUGGUCUAUGGGUUUUGGAGGAAGCGACAUGUGGGAAGUUACAGCAUUCACAGUGAUCCUGCCAGACGCUGGAAGGACCCACCUAGACGCCCAGAGCCCCCGUGGAAGCCUGCUAGAUCUGAGACCACUUAACCAUGGGGUGCGGGAGCUUCUCCCAGAGGGGCACCAGGAGGCGAGAGGAAGGGGGAAGACCAGGGCCAGUCUGGAUUGGAGGGGUUGGAGGACUCGUGCAGUGCUGGACUCGCCCAGGCCCUCCUGAACCAGAGGCUGCACCCUACCUGCGUGGGGGCCAGCAGCCCAGCAGCCAAGUUCUCCUGCGCUGCCAAGAACCUGGGGAGGGACCCAGAGCAGUGGGCAGCAGGCAGGAUGUCCCGGGGAAAGUGUCCAAGAGGUUUCUGCUCAGAGCUGCAGACCCCAGGGCCCUGGUGGGUGGCAGAGAAGCCCUGGAAGUGUUGUUUACAGAGACCCUGAGCUCCUGUCUGCCUCAGUGCCCCUUACUAGCAAGCUAGAGCUGCCCUCUCCGCUGCCAGGGCCCCUGUGUCCCCGGCUUCCCUGUGCUCCCCUCAAGCUUUCCCUAUGCUGAGGGGAGAAAGAGUGGGGCUCAGGGGCCCGAGAGGCAGCCGAUGUCGUGAAGGAGAAGGAACAGUGACUAAGAGCUGGGGACCGACAGACGGGUUGGCAGCAGGGCAUCCCAGAGCUAUCCAAAGUCCCUCCUGUCCGGCAAGUGUCCUCUGACGGGGCCUCUGGGUGCACCCUGCCCUGAGGGUGGCUGCUUGUCCUCCUGUCCCGUGAGCCUGCAGAGCCCACACUCUCAUCACUGCCUCCUGCCGGCCGGCCCUCCUGGAGAAGCUGUGACCGACCAGGCAGAUAGGAGCCUCUUCCCAGGGGUGCAGAGGCUGAACUCGAGGCUCUCUCCUCCAGUUCCUGCACCUGGGUUCCAGGUCUGAGCUCCCAGAGGGGACUGAGGGCCAAGCCUAGUCCCCACCCUGGGGAGACUGAGACCUGUAUGGAGGACGCUGGCCACACAAACACUGAUGGGAAGGCCAUGGCUCAGAGAAAGAGUGGAUCACCCUCACCCCACUGCCCAGGGGCUCACUGUCCCCUGGGGAGAGAAGACACAUGUGUGACACACCAAAGACAACUCGGAGCUGAGCAUGGCCUGGAGGACUGGCCCAGGCGGGGGGCAGGAGGAAGGAAGCCCAGCUAGCCUCUGGCUGGGAGUCCAGUGGGCUGAGGAGUCUGCCUGCUGCCUCACUGCCUCAUGGCUCAGACUUGACCUCUACUGCUCAGACCACGGCCUGGUGUCCAGCAGUGAAGGUGGAGAACGCAGCCUGGAUUCCUCCCCCAGGAGGAGUGUCCAUCAGCCUGCAGUGGCUAGAGCAGCACCUGGGGAUAAAUGUGACAUCUGCACGCUCAGCCCUGAGUCAGGCACCUCCCAGUGGGAGAGCAAACACCACAGCCAGGAGGGUGAUGCAGCCGGGGUCCUGGUGGGCAGCCGGGGGACUACUUCAGGGAGGAUGAGGGGAAAGGACUUGGUGGGGGUAUUCCUGGGCACAGCAGGGAGGGCCUUCUUCCCUACAGCCAGGAGGGGGCAGUAGAGGGAAGACUCGGGUUGCGGAAUGGACACACACACACACACACACACACACACACACACACACACACACGCUGACAUCCAGAUGGCCAGCAAGCAACCUGCUAAGAAAGCUGCUCUCCUUAUCACGAGAGUGCGGCCACCACCCUGGGGUGUAGUUAGGAGGGGGCUUAACUGUCCUGCGGGGAAAUGGCUCCCCGGAAGCUCCCUCUCCGUGUGACCCUGCACCACUGCCAGCCCUGCCUCUCCUGCCGGCCAGAUGCCCGGGGAGGGGGAGGGCACUGGAGGAGGAGUCAGGGACAGGGACGCAGAUGUCAUCUGUCACUGCGUGACCCUCAGCAAGUCACUACCCCUGUCCGGGCCUCAGUUUUCCUCUCUUUUGAAAGUGGACAGUAAUUCCUACCUCUCAGUAUUGUUUUCCAAUAGAACAAAAUUACAUGAACAUUGUACAACCAAGUCGA